This is a messenger RNA of Penicillium samsonianum, 1269 nucleotides long. Its product is annotated as Aspartate. The record is from RefSeq and is a predicted model, not a curated record. Gene Ontology annotation, molecular function: pyridoxal phosphate binding; L-aspartate:2-oxoglutarate transaminase activity. NCBI's taxonomy places the organism in Eukaryota, Fungi, Ascomycota, Eurotiomycetes, Eurotiales, Aspergillaceae. Gene Ontology annotation, biological process: L-aspartate biosynthetic process. Gene Ontology annotation, cellular component: cytosol. The coding region runs from base 1 to 1269 and encodes 422 amino acids. The transcript has 5 exons.
AUGACCUCUGAAACCAUCACUCGAAACAUUACCACUCAGUCCUGGUUUGACCAGGCUCGUUUCAUCCCACCCGAUGCAAUUUUUGCGUUGACUGCUCAGUACCUUGCAGACACAUCUCCCAAGAAAGUCAACUUGGGCCAGGGUACGUACCGCGACGAGCAUGGGAACCCGUGGGUUCUUCCCUCGGUCAGGGAGAGUCGGAAGUUGCUAUCACAGGAGCUGAAUCACGAAUACCUCCCUAUUGUCGGCCUGGCAGAUUUCCGCAAAGAGGCUGCAAAGUUAGCACUGGGCCCAGAGCUGUUUCAAAAGCAACAGGACAAACUGGCGACUUGCCAAAGCCUCUCCGGCACUGGAGCACUACACUUGGCUGGGCUGUUGCUAAGAGCUUGCAAGACACCUCUUCCAAAAGUAUACAUCCCUGAGCCGACUUGGUCGAACCACCAUCAGGUGUUUUCGUCCCUUGGAUUCCAAUGUGAAUCCUUCAGAUACUACAACCCAGAGACAAAAGAUUUGGACAUCGAUUCUUAUUAUUCUGCACUGAAACUGGCCGAGCCCAAUUCUGUGUUCAUCAUCCAUGCAUGUGCUCAUAACCCAACAGGGUGUGAUCCGAGCGAGGAGCAAUGGCGAGAGCUUGCGCGCCUCUUUAAAGAGAGGCAGUUGUUCCCACUUUUUGACGCUGCUUAUCUAGGGUUUAACUCCGGAAAUGUUGAUAGUGAUGCCUUUGCUAUUCGACUAUUUGUCGAAGAGAUGGAUUUGGAAGCUGGCAUGUGUCUGUCUUUUGCGAAAAACAUGGGUCUCUAUGGUAUCGACCCGUGCCACGGGGAACGGGUCGGCUGCUUUUUAUUGGCAACGAGUACCGAACAAGCGGCCGUAAAGACACAAUCAAUGCUUGAAAUGCUUCAGCGUUCUGAAGUUUCGAACCCUCCAGCGUAUGGUGCGAAAAUUGCGAGCACCAUAUUAGCCGAUGCUACCCUUAGGGAGGCCUGGCAUGAUGAUCUGAUUACCAUGAGCAGCCGCAUUCGCUCUAUGAGGUCGGAAUUGUAUGAUAGUCUGGUGUCUUCCGGCGCACCUGGCUCUUGGGAGCACCUGAUCCGCCAGUCCGGAAUGUUUGGAUUUCUGGGACUGUCCCCAAGCGUUGUGCGAAGACUUCGCGAGGAAUACCACAUCUACAUGGCAGACAACUCUCGCAUAUCAAUUGCUGGCCUCAAUAAACAAAACGUGGAUUACGUUGGAAAGUCAAUUACUGACUGCUUGAAGGAAGAAUCAUAG